Molecule: messenger RNA, 1594 nt
Organism: Capsicum annuum
Lineage: Eukaryota; Viridiplantae; Streptophyta; Magnoliopsida; Solanales; Solanaceae
Product: very-long-chain (3R)-3-hydroxyacyl-CoA dehydratase PASTICCINO 2A-like
Exons: 3
Coding region: 1013-1243 (76 amino acids)
Biological process (GO): fatty acid elongation; sphingolipid biosynthetic process; very long-chain fatty acid biosynthetic process
Cellular component (GO): endoplasmic reticulum membrane
Molecular function (GO): 3-hydroxyacyl-CoA dehydratase activity
Source: RefSeq, a predicted model, not a curated record
AUAACCCAAUAACUUUUUUUAUAAAACCAUUAAAAACCCGUUAAGCCAAUAACCCAAUAACAAUAAACCAAUAACAUUUUUAUCGGUUCGGUUUAUCGGUCGGUUCGAUUUUCGCACACCCCUAGAAAAAAGAGUGUUGUUUAGACCCAUGUCUAUGGCCACUCUUUUCAUUUGACUCCGGUGCCAAAUUUGGAUAUGAUGAUUUUGGCACACCCAACUUAUUGCUUGGUCAACAUGACAAGCAAAGUUUGAAUGAAGGUGUUGGUAUCCUUCCCUAUGAUGGAAAGUCUUUCUUGGGGAUUCACAAUCCACUUGAGGGACCAACAAUGUGUAAGGGAAAGAACUCCAACCAAGAUGAAGGGGUUUUAAAAAAAGGGAGUAGUGAAAAGGUCCAAGAGAGUUCACCAUUAUGUGUUUUCAUUCUUGACUAAGGUUCCACUAUUUGUAGGUCAAGAAGAGAGUCUUCUCUGAAAAUUACUUUGGAUGAAUUCCAUUUAUGUGAUACCCUUCUUCAAUACUUGAGUGGAAUUGAUGACCUCUUUCUCCAAGGUGGUAUCAUUCUUGAGAACCCGAGGACAAAUGUGGCAUUGUCUCCUUUGUGUGUAGCUUAUAAACUUGCAUCCUUGCUCGACACAUUUGUGCUUAAAUUGUGUGAAUUCCAACUUCUGGAUGCCAAGCUGAUUAUUGGUUUGUUGAAGAGCCCAUGAAUGCUAAGGACUUCUUGUCACCUUCAUAAGGUUGGACAAUUUGAAGUAUCUUGUGGGGCUCGAAGUAGCAAAUUAUGAUAAUGCAUGAACAACGGGUGAACAGAACAGGAAUUCAUGGAAUAUGUACACACAUCAAAUUUAGAACCUUGUUAUAAGCAUGUGAAGUCAUUAAUCUAAAAGUUGAAGUUCUGUCUCUGUAUCUCUUUUUAUCCAUUUCGCCACCUCUAUAAUAAUGGAUGGAUAUAGUUUUUAGCAUGAUCUUAUUAAGCCUGAUGAUUUUCUUGCUGCAGGUAUAGUACUUAUUGAUGUAUCCUGCUGGCAUCAUAAGUGAAGUAGUUCUAAUAUAUAAUACGCUGCCUUACAAGAAGGAAUCUGGAAAGUAUGCUGUUAGGAUGCCAAACAAAUGGAAUUUCUCUUUUGAUUACUACUAUGCAUCACUUGUUGGCCUUGCCAUCUAUGUACCAGGCUGUCCUUACCUGUGUAGUUACAUGCUUGGGCAGAGAAAGAAAGCAGUGUCUAAAACUAAGGCGGCAUAGGUGGAGUCUGGAAGAUUAUUUGUACAAUUUUUAAACAUAAAUACACGAUUUGAGCCAUAGUUACUGGGUUCUGCCGAAGUUGUUACUAGCAUUGUGGCUCUAUCCCUGAGGACGCAGUUCGUAGGAGCUGCAUCUUGUUUUCCCUGAUUCAUCGGAAAAUUUUCACCUAUUACUGAUUGAAUAAGACUUCUCAUAGAUAGUCAAACUUCAUCUUUCUCUUCUUGACAGUACAGGGCAUUGUGUAUGCUUCCUAAUGUAUUUGGCACAUCGCGUAUGCUGCCGUGAACUCGUGGUGUUGAUUAAUUGCUGUAACUUUCAAUUUUGACAAGUUAUUAGAGCAAAUUGUGUUGA